This is a messenger RNA of Podarcis lilfordi (Lilford's wall lizard), 7687 nucleotides long. NCBI's taxonomy places the organism in Eukaryota, Metazoa, Chordata, Lepidosauria, Squamata, Lacertidae. The record is from the annotation of a GenBank genome assembly.
AUGGGGCUGACCGCGAGCCUGCUCUCCAUUUUCUUGGGGGCCUUUUCUUUUGUCUGUACUGUGGGCGCCAUCUGCACGGACUGCUGGCAGGUAAGAAGAGCAAGCCAUUUCCCUUGCCACUCUUCAGAAAGGGUCUGGGAGGGGCACAUGGUUGGUUGGUUGGGUGCCAGGAAUAAGACAUGUGCUCCAAAUGUCCCUGUUUGCCAUAUUUCCUUGUCCCUUUCUCGGGAUGAGGACUCAGAGAGGGAAAUCACUGCCCCUGAUUCUUGCCUUUUACACAUGACUUGUUAAAACUCUAGCUGUGGCCAUGCUUCAGGGUUCAGCUUCCUCUCCAAGGAGUUUCUAGAAUGGGGAGGGACAGCUGCUGGUCCCUAAUUUCAUCUAUAGAAUACUGGAGGGAAAUAGAAGGGAAUGGGAAGGGCUAGGUCUACGAUUUCAUUGCCUUGUGCAUAAUUGGGCUUUUCAUUCCCUUAGGGAUCAGAACGUGGGUGUAUGUAUUAGUUCCUAAGGGUUUAAGCAGAGUUGGUGGGAAUUUUAAAAGGGGUUACUCACUUCCAGGGAUGUUGCUAGGUAUUUUAAAUCAUUUGAAAUUGAGGCACAGGCCCAUGGCCCAGAUUUGUAUCAGAUUUUCAUAUGCUCGUUUAUAACAGUCUUUGGGCAAUUUCAGAGGGCAUGUGAUUGGAGGGGGGGUGUGGAGGAAUUUUGUCAUUGCUGUGCUUUGUAAGUAAGUGGUACGAGCUUUUUAAAAAGCUCAUAAAACCUUGAGAACUUCCCCAUAAAAUUCACAGAAUGAUGUACAGAUGAGCCAAUAUUAUCAUAGUUACUUUAUUAAAAUUACAACCCAUCCCUCCAGAUGUUAUCCAUCUAGUACCUAUUACUGAGGCUGUGGCAUUGACUGCAUACAUUUAAAGCACAUGUAUCCUCCUCUCAAAAGAAAUAAUCCUGGGAACUGUAGUUUAAGAACUGUAAACCACAGUUCCCAGAAUUCUUUGUGGUAAGGAAAUGCUUAAGAUGCAUGGUGCAUGCGUAGUCUCUGCUAUGAUCUAGCUGCCAGCAGAUUGCCCUGUCUUAGCUGCUGCACCGCUUCAACUGAACUGGUGUCUAAGUGUUUUAGCCCUGAGUGGUCCAUCUAUUGAGGACCAGUAACUGAUCUAAGGCUCCCUCUCUCCUGCCUCCCCUUCCCCCGUCUCUUCCAGGUGAACAGCAAAGGCUCUGUGGUCCUCAGCAUGCGUUGCCGAGGCCUAUGGGGAGAGUGCGUUUGGGACAAGUUUGUCAAAAUCUGGACCUGCGAUGUCUUCAGCUCUUACCUGAACCCGCAUCCCGGUAAACAUCCCGUCCCAAAUCUGACCAUCGAGCCCCACCAAGCUGCUGUCAAGGAUGACCCCUUUUAAAGACAGCUCCCUGGUUGGCAGGGGCACGGGUGGCACUGUGGGUUAAACCACAGAGCCUAGGACUUGCCAGUCAGAAGGCCGGCGGUUCAAAUCCCUACGACGGGGUGAGCUCCCAUUGCUAGGUCCCUGCUCUUGCCAACCUAGCAGUUCGAAAGCAUGCCAGUGCAAGUAGAUAUAGGUCUACUGGCGGAAAGGUAAACGGUGUUUCCGUGUGCUGCUUUGCUUCACCAGAAGUGGCUUAGUCAUGCUGGCCACAUGACCCGAAAGCUGUACGCCGGCUCCCUCGGCCAAUAAAGCGAGAUGAGCACGGCAACCCCAGAGUUGGCCACGACUGGACCUAAUGGUCAGGGGUCCCUUUACCUUUACCCUGGUUGGCACAGCAGCAGCGGCAGGCAAUGGACCUUGACACAGUUGGGUGGUGGGCAGGGAAGCAAAUGGGAGGCAUUGUCCAAACACUGGGAUGUCUGCACUGAAUGCAGCAAACUGUUUCUGCUGCUGUAAAAUCACUAAAUUGGUUUUUCUUGGCUGUGCACAUGCAGUACUAUGACUUUCCCACCGGGGGCAACCAAGGCUGUGUGAAAAAAAGAUAAUUACUGGUCUGUGCCAAGUGGCUGGCUUCUGACCACAGGAUGCUGUUGGUUGGUAAACUGACACCUCCCUUUCACUUCCUCUUCUCCAUUUAUAACUUACCACGGCCUUGAAAUCCAUUAUUUCACACCCACAAACGGAAUUCCUGGUUAUUUCAGUUCUUCUCCUGCUUUCUGGGUUUUCAAUUUACUGACAUCAUUUCUCUACGAGGCAAAGGGGCUGCCAGUCACUACAAAUCAGCGUUGUGAACAACCUCACUGCCACAGGGCGAUUGGAAGGCCAACAGAAUAUUUGCAUGUUUUUAUUUAUUUUUCUAAAUAUAAAGAAUUUGGGGAUUUAUUAGCACAGGCUCUGGGGAUGGUCAUUAGCUUAUAUGGCUAAAAAAAAAAAAACAACCUACUACCUGGAACCAUGCUAGCUUGGAAUAGAGCCUCCACAUUCAGGACAGUCUACCUUUGACUUUCAGGUGACACUGCCUUUACACUCUGGUCCAGAGCAUCCAUAGGCAUCAGGUUGUCUGCCGUUGGAGGCAAGAUGCUAGAAAAAGGAGCUCUUGGUCAGAUUUGAGAAGGCUUUGUCUGUAAGGUCACUCCACAUUUUAGCCAUGGGGUGCUGAGAGUAAUUGAGAGGACGGUGCUCCAGUCUAGAACUGUGUUGUGUUUGCUCUAAGGCAGGUGCUUUCGAUGACUCACCGUGCUGGCCAGGGCUGGUGUAGUCUAAAACAUUUCUUUUUUAAAUCAUUUUUAUUGGUUUCACAAAUACAAAGUACAAAUAUACACACACUAGUAAAAACAUAUCAAUAUAAAGAGAUUCUCUGAAUCUCAAGACUUUCCCCCAUCCCCUCCAUGGGGUCUCAUUUUAAACAUCUACAACUGCAUAUUCAUCCGUACUCCAAUUUUUAUAUCAAACCAUAUGGUCCAUAGUAAUUUUUACACUACAAGUGAAUCCAAAUCCUGCUCUUGUUUCCAUCUGCUUACAGUGGUCUCCUAAGUAACUUAUAAAUUUUCCCCAUUCUUUUAUAAAGGUAUUUAUCCUCUUGGUUUCUGAGUUUUCCACUCAGCUUUGCUAUCUUGGCAUAGUCCAUCAGCUUGGUUUGCCAUUCUUCUCUGGUAGAGACUUUGUCUUCUCUCCAGCUCUGGGCUAAUAACAUCUGGGCAGCUGUUGUUCCAUACUUUAAAAGUAUUUUCUGCUCCUUUGGUAUGUCGGUACCUGUAAUUCCUAAUAAAAAGGCUUCUGGUUUCUCAACAAAGGUUAUUUUAAGCAUUAGUUUUUUAUUUCAUUAUAUAUAUCAUCUCCAACCUGGUGCUUCCAGAUGUUUUGGACUACAAGAAGCAGAAAGAAACAUGUAGUCCAAAACAUUUGGAAGUGCCAGGUUGGAGGAAGACUCCUGUAUGAUUUGCUGGUCCAUGGUCAGAGACAGGAUACUGGGACAAAGAACCCCUGGCCUCCCCCCCCCAUACCAAGCAGACCCUGCAGUCCCAUAUUUAACUGUCCCAUACCGAUCUUGUCCCCACUCAAAACCAUGCUGGUGUGUUCCUGGUCACUUGCUGGGGCUUGACCUAUGUAUCUUCCUGCAGGGGCCAUUGUCAUCGCAAGAGCCUCGCUCAUCACAUCUGCCAUCGCAGGGGGUGCAGCCUUCAUCUGCCUCCUCUCAGGAUGUCCAUAUUUCCGCUGCUUCCAAGAGGCCACAGCCAAGUGGCGCUGCCUCUGCCUCUCCACGGGAUGCUAUCUCUUUGCAGGUAUGUCCUCCACUGAAGACCAGAGGCUUUCAACGCAAGAGCCCUCUCCGUUAGACGAAAACAAUUCCCUGCAGUGCUGAGGGACAGGUAAAGCCCAUGCAAGCUGGCUCACACCUCUUUUUGAUUGCAGUGUCAUUGAUGAGCCCUGCCAUUGGGCAAAGAGAGGCACCUCCCUCAGUCGGCAGAAUCAGAUGAGCCACACGUCCUCUGCCCUAGUCACUCCUCCUUGAGCCUUACCAUGACACAUAGAUCAGGCUGCACAAUUCCUUAUUGCAGAAGAAAGUGGGGAAGCAUGCCUAGACCCAUGGGAUAUUGCUGCAUGUGACCCCACUCUGAGUGGUGAGAGAUUCCAGCAUUCACCCAGGGUUUGGUUUCCUUGGAAUGAAGGUCAUUGGAGACUGUGGCGUCUUUAGAAUUUUAUUUGGACGUAUGAGUAAAGGAUAGAGGAGCUUGUGGCUUGGAGACUCCAGCAGGUCUUGCUUCCACAUUAGGGUUCCAGGGAAGCCCCACGUCACAACUCAUGGGUCCAGCACAGAGUAAGACGUGCCUCUAUGUCUCCAGCUUCCAGCAUCAGCCAAAACACACAAACAUACUUGCUUACACAACCCUGUGUACGUAAGACUAAAAGUUUCACAACUUCAGAGCAGCUCAUGUUUCAUGGUUCUCUUUUCUGGGCUGGAAGGAGGUCAGCCCAGAGCAGUGACUCAAGCACAGAAUCAACAGGCAGCCUCUUCUUUGGACAGGCACUUUGGGAAUAACUUUCUGGCUGUUUUGGAAGGUGAUGGACUCUCCUUCCUUGGGGGUUUCUAAACAGAGGUCGGAUGGCCAUCUGCCACGGAUUCUAUAGUUCUAUAGCUGUGAUUCUACAAUUCUACAAUUCAGUGAUUCACAAGAGUCUUAAAUCACUGGAUUUCUGUAUUCCUUGCAGCAUAUCAGUGGGUCUGGCACCAUGGGUAUAGCUGGGGGGGGGCAAUUUCCCUUCCAAAUCAAGUAAAUAAAUAAAUAAAUAAAAACAAUUAACUAAAAGUAGAAAUUGUAGACUUUGACAGAUUUUUCUGAGCACUUGGAGUCGAAAGUAAUUUAAAACAACUGUUGUAGAGACAUUUCAUUCUAGACAGAGGAUGAUGGCAAGUGGGUGCCCUGCUCCCCCCCCAACAUAAAUCCUGGCUACGCCCAUGUCUGGCACCCAAUUUGGGAAUUCCCAAGCUGAAGACUUGCAGGGGGGGUGCAUGGGCAUAGCCAAAGGGGGGGGCAGGGAGGGACAGCUAACCCCCCCUAAAUCAAUAAAAAAUAAUAAAAAUACAUAGCUAACUUAGGUUCUGCCCCCCCUCACCAAAAUCAUGGCUAUGCCCAUGUAGGGGGGGGGAGAAAGUAAAUAGGUUCUGCACUCCAAGUUCAUAAGAGCUCACACCUCUCUCCCUUUCCUUUUAGGCUUUUUGUCCUGCAUUGGCGUGAUCCGAUAUUGCCUGUAUGUCUUCUUCCAGCACCAGUAUGAGGUAUUUCCCCUGUCUGCUAUGGCUGUGUGUCCUUUUUUACCCACCCUCCUUGUGGUGGUUGUAUUGUACAACACGCAGAGAAAUAGUGCUUACUCCAACACAGACAAUGGGGAGAUGCUUGAAGGCAGAGGGCUAGCCUAGGGUAGCACUGUGCCAGAAUGCCCUCCCUCUUUUUUAAACAGUGUCCCAUCCCUUAAUGUGAAAAUAAAUUGCAUUUCAAAAUUACCAAAAGGACAAGAACGUUUCGGUGAGAUUCCCAUGGGUGGGGUGCAGGGCUUUGGUCACACCUUGCUUUCAAAUAGUGCUGAAGAGCAUUUGAAAGUCUCUUGACCAGGGCUGGCCCACCCAUGAGACAUGCUGAGGCAGUUGCCUCAGGCAGCAGCUUGGACGGAUACAUCCAGGUUUGCUUGGAGAGCCUCCUCUCAAAUCUCCUUCCUUCUCCCUCCCUGUGAGGUAGGUUAGGCCCCCAAGGCCACCCAGUGAGCAUCAUCAUGUCUGAGUGGGGAUUUGAACCCUGGUCUCUCCUGGGUCCUAGCCCAACACUCUAACCACUACACCACACCUGCUUUCGCAAUCAGCACCGUCCAUAAAAUCUGCCCGAUUGCAGUUUCCAACAUGGCAGUCCCAACUGACAAUGUGUGGGAUGGAACAUAAGCAGUCAUGUACAACACUUCCUGUUUGCCCAGAGUGGACACACGGGGAUGUUACUCCAGCCACGAGAACUUCCUGUGACACCUGUCUGGAGCAUCCUCCCCCUGCAUGUGUCCAGGUGUGAGCCUGUGAGACCCCAUAAAAGGGCUGGUCACGCAGCCAUCUUUCUGUCUCGACCAUUUUCUCUUCAUGCUUUUGCUGUGUGCUGGCUCUCAGCCAGAAGCACAUGGGCUCAAUCCCCAUAAACUCUCUUCUGUAAUUACAAGCUAAAGCCGGCCUUCAGGGAACCUACUGUGAACUGAAUGUGAGUAAACUUCUUAUCAUUACUUUUAAAAGAAGACUGUUGUAUCUUUAUUCUUUUUAAGAGGGAACAAAGGGGAUUUACCAGGAACAUAGCUGUCAACGUUUCCCUUUUUAAAAGGGAAAUUCCCUUAUUCCGGAUAGGAUUCCUCGCAAGAAAAGGGAAAAGUUGACAGCUAUGACUAGGAACAAACCCGAUCUGGACAAAGCCAGAUUGGACUGCUAAAGUAAAGAGAUUCAGACAAAUCUACCAACUAGCUUCCUGCUAAAUACUGGGGAAUGUACUCUGCUACUGACUCACUAGCGUGAGUGAGGAAAGAUCGUAUUUAAUCAACAUUCCCACACAGAUGUUGUACUCUAGCCCAAGCCUGCAAAGCCAAUGGCUGAAGAUGUUUGGAGCUGUAGUCCAGCAACAUCUGGAGAUCCAGAGCUUUUUCUUCCUUGCCAUAAAGGAACUGACUGGAUGCUUUCCCCUUCCCUGGCCCAAAUGUAAGUCGUAUUCGAGCUCACAACAAGGCCCCUGUUGGGCCCUAGACCCUACGGUGAGCAUUCACAGCAGUGAUUAUGGUCAACAGGUGCCAUGGGAACUACUUCCGUGAUUCCCAGGGCCCCUUGACACUGCUGCUGCUGAUGUAAGGCAGACGGUGGGUGAGCGACAGUUCUUCUAGCUUCUUCAAGACCUUGCUGAUUAUAUGACAGUUCGAUCACAGAAGAAAGCAACUCAUAAGCCUACUGCCCCAUAAGUACUGUUGAAAAGACACAGACUGGCAACCUACAGCUCACAGGCUGCAUGUAACCCUUGGUCUCUCUCUCUGUGGGUUGCCAAAUCCCUGCGAAUCCCACAUACCUUUCACCACUCCCCAGCCAUCGCCUGGACACGGGUGAAAAAGAAUCUGGCUACCAGCAAAGGCAUAUGAUUAUGUCUGCAGCCCAAAUGCUACACAGAUGGUACAUCAUACCCAUUGCGAGGAUGUGGUCACAUAAUUAGCUAGGGUAAACUUACUCUUCCAAACAAAGAGUAGACUGGGAUGAGCAUGCAGCAGAGGCAUCCUUAGCAGCUCAACAUAAGAACAUAGAGCUCUGCUGGGUAAGACUAAAAGCCCAUCUAGCCCACCAUCCUCACACUGACCAACCAAACUUUCCCCAUAUGUGAUUCCCAGAAGCUGAUAUUCAGAAGCACACUGCCUCAAACAGUAGAGAGAUAACAUCGCCAUUGUGGAUGGUAGCCACUGAAAGCACCCACAGCACCCCACAAUGCCAAUGCCUGGGAUCCACCUCCAUGCCAAAUCCUUGACCAACCAGCUCUUUCCCAUUUGCCUUCUAGGUGUCUCUGAGCAUCCCUGGAUUCCCCAGCUUUGAGUAUGGCUAUUCCCUGUGGAUGGCUGUAGCAGGUGGCCUGGCAGCCAUUGCUGCAGCUGUCACGUCGUACUACGAAGGGGUGCUUCUUAAGACCUUCAGCAUGAGUCCAGCCAAGGAGGUGCCUGCUGGAGAUGCCGCUGGGACUACUUGGACAUACGUCUGA